UCACACGACGACUUUUAUCGGCACACGAUAGGUUUAUAUACACUUAUCGCCUCCUUCUAUCGAUUACCUUUGCACGUUUCGCCGAACAUUACAUUUAAUUUAAAAAAGCACACUUAAAAGCGCAUAAUUCGCGUGGAAAGCAAUCAAAUCAUGUCCACCGUGAGCGCCGCCAGCGGCAGCAAUGCCACCAGUCCGCCGGAGAACGCAGAGAACGUUCGGCCGGAGCCAAUUUUCCGGGAGAUCAACGCAGAGCAGACCGACGAGGUGGUGGAGAUCGAGUCCGCCUGCAUGAACUGCUUCGAAACGGGAGUCACCCGGCUCCUGCCCACCAAGAUACCCUUCUUCCGCGAGGUGGUCCUCAUGUCCUUCAAGUGUGACCACUGCGGCCACAUCAACAACGAGAUGCAGUCGGCAUCAGAGAUCCAAAAGUCCGGCAUUCGCAUCGAACUACAGGUGCAAUCCGUUGCCGAUCUCAAUCGGCGCGUGGUGCGCUCGGAUAACUCCAGUAUCAGCAUACCGGAGGUGGAGUUGGAGAUCCCGGUGCAAUCGCAGAAGGGCGAGGUGACCACCGUCGAAGGCAUCAUCGAGCGGACUAUAGCCGGCUUGUCGCAGGAUCAGGAGAAGCGGCGCAUCGACCAUCCGGAGGCAGCUGAUUCCAUUGAGAAGUACAUCGAGCGAUUGCACCGUUUGAAGGAGGUGACAACGCCCUUUCGCCUGCUCAUCGAGGACAUAUCCGGCAAUAGCUUUGUCGAGAAUCCGCUGGCACCUGCCGUCGAUCCGCAGCUAAAGACUUCGUACUUUACACGCAGCCAGCAACAGAACGAGCAGUUGGGCCUGUACGAACAGAAUCACGAAGAGCAGCACCUACUGAAGCCAAUUGCCGAAGACGCGUGGCCCAUUGAGAAUCUGCACGGCGAGGUGCUCCAGUUCCCCACCAAUUGUCCCAACUGCCAGGCGCCCUGCGAGACGAACAUGAAGCUGACCAACAUCCCGCACUUCAAGGAGGUGGUGAUCAUGGCCACCGUCUGCGGUGCCUGUGGCCACAAGACGAACGAAGUGAAGUCCGGCGGCGGAGUGGAGGCACAGGGCGUCCGCUUCCGCGUGCAGAUAGUCACCAGGGAGGAUCUGACGCGCGAUGUGCUCAAGUCGGAGACGUGCAGCUUGUCUAUACCGGAGCUGGACCUCGAGGUGGGUCCGCAUGCCCUGUGCGGGCGAUUCACCACCGUCGAGGGUCUUCUGGUGGCCAUGCGGGAUCAGUUGGACGGCACGCUCUUCCACGACUCGGCCGACGAGACGACUAAGCAGCAGAUGCAGCGAUUCCUCGACACCUUCGAGGAUGUCAUGAAUCUGAAGCGAGUUAUUACGCUGGUCCUGGAGGAUCCGGCCGGCAAUACCUACGUGCAAUCGCUGAGCGAUGACGAUGCUGAGCCGGAUGACAAGCUGGCUGUGGAGCGGUACGAUCGCUCCUUUGAGGACAACGAGGAUCUGGGACUGAACGACAUGAAGACCGAGGGCUACGAGCAGGAGGCGUGAUGAACUCUACAUCCGCCAUCAGUUUAAGUCGCAUGAAAGUUACGGCUAGGCAGGAACGCAAUUAAUUCCAAAUCAAAUCAGUUUUUUAAAGGAUUAAAAGGAUGUUACUCAUUUUUAUAAGAAAAAUUCAAUGGCGAAAAAUUGUAUUUAUCAAAAUCAUUUUUUUUACGGAAGUGAUGAAUAUUAGUUUUCUGCAGCUUCUUUUAAGGAAUCCUAAGUAGCCAUACUAUAAAUAAAAUAAACAAAAUUAUAAAAAAU
Molecule: messenger RNA, 1791 nt
Organism: Drosophila erecta
Lineage: Eukaryota; Metazoa; Arthropoda; Insecta; Diptera; Drosophilidae
Gene: Zpr1
Product: zinc finger protein ZPR1
Exons: 2
Coding region: 151-1533 (460 amino acids)
Cellular component (GO): nucleus; cytoplasm
Molecular function (GO): zinc ion binding
Source: RefSeq, a predicted model, not a curated record